AUGGGUCUCACAAUUUCUAGUGUUUUUACUCGAUUAUUUGGAAAAAAACAAAUGCGUAUCUUAAUGGUUGGUCUCGAUGCCGCUGGCAAAACAACUAUACUUUAUAAGCUAAAACUUGGUGAAAUCGUAACCACCAUACCGACUAUUGGUUUUAACGUAGAGACUGUUGAAUAUAAAAACAUCAGCUUUACUGUUUGGGAUGUCGGCGGCCAAGACAAGAUCAGGCCAUUAUGGCGCCACUACUACCAAAAUACACAAGGACUGAUAUUUGUUGUUGAUUCAAGUGAUACGAAAAGGAUAGCAGAAGCCGAGAAUGAACUUGCUAAUAUGCUUAAAGAAGAUGAACUUAGAGAUGCUGUGAUAUUAGUGUUUGCAAACAAGCAAGACAUGCCUAAUGCAAUGAAUGCAGCGGAACUUACGAAUGCUCUCAACUUGAAUAACUUGAGAAACCGUCGUUGGUAUAUUCAAGCUACAUGCGCUACACAGGGGCAGGGACUCUACGAAGGUCUGGACUGGCUUUCAAAUGAAUUGGCGAACAAGUGA
This is a messenger RNA of Danaus chrysippus (African queen), 543 nucleotides long. Lineage: Eukaryota; Metazoa; Arthropoda; Insecta; Lepidoptera; Nymphalidae. The record is from the annotation of a GenBank genome assembly.